Molecule: messenger RNA, 1698 nt
Organism: Naegleria fowleri
Lineage: Eukaryota; Heterolobosea; Eutetramitea; Acrasida; Naegleriidae
Exons: 1
Coding region: 1-1698 (565 amino acids)
Cellular component (GO): mRNA cleavage and polyadenylation specificity factor complex
Molecular function (GO): protein binding
Source: RefSeq, a predicted model, not a curated record
AUGAAUCCACCACCACAACAAACAGGCAAGCAAAUGCACACGCCGCCCAAUAACAGAGGCAAUCAUCACCAUCCGUAUCAACAACAACAACAACAACACAAUCCGAAUAAUCAGAACAGAAAUUCAGGAAUGAUGGGUAGAGGACCACGUAUUCCGAAACAACAACAAGAUGGUUCAACUCAACAACCUCAAGGAGGGAUUGCUGCAGCUUUGGCUCAAAAUCCUUCUCUAGGAGAUAAAAACUAUCAUCAUCAUCAUAAUCAACAACAACAAAUGACAUCAUUUCCUGUGGGACAAGCUAAUAAUACUGAUGAGGGCCCGAUCAUGCCAAACUUUAUACAGCAACCCCAAAGUAAGAUGGUGUUUGAUGGUAAACGUAUGAGAAAAGCCAUUGAUAGACAAUUCAUUGAUUACAAUCCAACUGUUAUUCAAUUGAUGAGAACAAGACUUUAUGAAAGAUCUAAACACGAUUUUCAAUACAUUCCUCCGAAUCCUGCAUAUGAAAUUAAUUUACUUCCACCAUCAUCAAUUAGACAAAAUCCAACAACAUGUAUCGCUACCAAGUUCGAGCACGCAAGUAUAAACAAGAUGAAAUGUCCAAUCCAUGUAGUGUGUUGGACGCCAGAUGGAAGAAGAUUAUUAACAGGAGCAUCCACGGGAGAAUUUACACUUUGGAAUGGAAUGGCUUUUAACUUUGAAACUAUUCAACAAGCUCAUGAUGUCGCAAUCAGAGCAAUGGUUUGGAAUCACAAUGAUACGUUCAUGGCAAGUGCUGACAACAGUGGAGUGAUAAAAUAUUGGCAACCAAACAUGAACGGAGUGAAAACGAUUAAAGGACAUGAGGAAUGUAUCAGAGAUUUGGGAUUCGCUCCCUCAGACUCUAAGUUUUGUAGUUGUUCAGAUGAUGGUACUGUAAAAGUCUGGGAUUUUGAAAGAGCAGCUGUAGAAAAAACGCUAAGUGGUCACAGUAGUGACGUAAGAUGUUGUGAUUGGCAUCCAAGGAACAGUUUAAUAGCAAGUGGAGCCAAAGAUUAUUUGGUCAAACUGUGGGAUGCUCGUUCAGGAAAAAACGUUGCCACACUCUAUGGACACAAAAAUACAAUUUUUAAUAUCAAGUGGAAUAUGAACGGAAACUGGGUGUUAAGUUGCUCAAAAGAUCAACUUAUCAAGUUGUAUGAUAUCAGAUAUUUGAAGGAAUUUCAGACAUUUAAGGGUCACAACAGAGAAGUCACAUGUCUAGCAUGGCAUCCUUAUCACGAAAAUUUAUUUAGCAGUGGAUCCUACGAUGGAAAUAUAAUGUUCUGGGUUGUUGGUAACAAAUCACCUCAAGCAAAAAUUAAGGAUGCACAUGCCAAUGCUGUAUGGGAUUUAGCAUGGCACCCUUUUGGACAUGUUUUGUGCUCUGGUAGUAAUGACUAUUCCACAAAAUUUUGGGUCAGAAAUAGACCUGGUGACAAAAUGGAUGACAAGUAUAAUGUUCAUGAACUUCCUGCUGAUGCUCAGCAAUUACUUCAGAGCAUGGGUAAUCAACAAAAAACACAACAGCAAGUUCACAAAGAAGAAACUCAUAUCAGUGAUCAUGCAACAACAACAUCAGAUUUAUUCACAUCAGGUAUUUUGCCAGGUCUUGGCUCCACCUCGUCCUCUCUUCCUGGCUUAGGUUUUGGUUCCUCAUCUUCGAGUCUUCCAGGGUUGUAA